Molecule: messenger RNA, 3524 nt
Organism: Gavialis gangeticus (Gharial)
Lineage: Eukaryota; Metazoa; Chordata; Crocodylia; Gavialidae
Gene: SPOCK3
Product: SPARC/osteonectin, cwcv and kazal like domains proteoglycan 3
Exons: 8
Coding region: 1027-1983 (318 amino acids)
Molecular function (GO): calcium ion binding; protein binding
Source: RefSeq, a predicted model, not a curated record
UCCUUAGUCUCUCCCCUUUUGGAAACUGUGUGUACCUUCCACCUCCUCCUUCCCAAACUAGGAUUCCUCAUUCUCAUUCCUAUCUGAGGUGCUCUCUGUGCCCCACCAUUCCACCUAUGUCAAAGUCUCCCAUGAAAAGGCUCUGUGUUCUUCUUUCCUCACUCCAAGUUCCAAGAGUUCUGCUUGUUUCCCAUUCACCAUCUUUGACCAAGCAAUUUAAAAUCUAUUUUAUAUUUGCCUUAGAGAGAAGUCAUUCAGGGCAUUUAAAAUCAAGUGUGAGGAUGGGCAAAACCAUUAUGGUGGGUAUUGUUAUGGUGGAAGAUGGUAAACAGAACAUCGGUCUUGUCUUUGAUAUAUAGAGCUCUGACUGAAGCUGCUGGAUUUGCUUACCAAAUGACUUGGAAUAUCUUCCUUCUCCAUCCUCCAUACCCCUGGCUUCUGUGUCUCCUCAUUUCUCUUUUUAGUUUUCUGACUUUCACCAAGUUCAAGAAGUUUCUGCCUAUUGAUGCCUAAAACUUUUCCUUCAAACAGUGGGAUUGAUGAGAUGCAGCAUUUAAGUUAUCGCAUGACAUUCAGACAAAGAAAUACCAUUAUGUUGAGCGUAUGGGCUUGCAAACUCAGUGAGUAAAGUCGGUCUAGGGUAGAAUCUGAAAACAUUCUAUAUUUUAUGGACAAACAAAGGGAUAAGACUAGUGAGAUACAUGAUCAUAGCUUGGUGCACAUGUGAAAACUUAGAACGUUAAGAAAAGUUAAGGGAGGGGAAGUAGUUGUCACAGUACAGUAGUGCACUAGGUAUUCAUCAAUAACUGAUUCAAAUUUGUCUUGGUUACAGGUAAAAUGAAAUCAUUGGUACUUUUCAAAUAACACUGGUUUCUAUGCAAAGAAAUUCACGGUGUUGUGAACUGUGUUCUGAAUCACUCAAUAGUCAGAAGAGAAUUCCAGGAAUGUUUUAGUCAAGACAGUCAAAACCAAGGCAUAUUUACAGAUUUAUGCCAUCAGUUCAGUAAAGAAAUUUAAAUAAGUUUUAUGAAAGAGGCUGGUUUAGGCCAUAAACAAUGGAGGGGUGGUCCCAUUUCAUCAAACUGCAAGCAGUGUCCAGUAGUUUAUACCAAUCCUGUUUGUGGAUCAGAUGGUCACACAUAUUCUUCUCAGUGCAAACUAGAAUAUCAAGCAUGUGUCUCAGGAAAACAGAUCUCAGUGAAGUGUGAUGGACGUUGUCCUUGCCCUUCAGAUAAAGUAACAAGUACAGGAAGAAAUGAUAAGAGGGUGUGCAGUGAUCUGGAAUUUAGAGAAGUUGCAAAUAGAUUGCGAGACUGGUUUAAGGCACUUCAUGAAAGCGGAAUCCAGAACAAGAAAACCAGAAUUGUACAAAGGCCUGAAAGAAGCAGAUUUGAUACCAGCAUUUUGCCAAUUUGCAAGGACUCCCUUGGCUGGAUGUUUAACAGGCUGGAUACGAACUAUGACCUGCUGUUGGACCAGUCAGAGCUUGGAAGCAUUUACCUUGACAAGAAUGAACAGUGCACCAAGGCAUUCUUCAAUUCUUGUGACACAUACAAGGACAGCUUGAUAUCUAACAAUGAGUGGUGCUACUGCUUCCAGAGACAGCAAGACCCACCUUGCCAGACAGAACUCAGCAACAUUCAGAAGCAGCAAGGGGGAAAGAAGCUCCUCGAUACCUAUUACAUCCCAUUAUGUGAUGAAGAUGGGUACUACAAACCAAGUCAGUGCCAUGGAAGUACAGGGCAGUGCUGGUGUGUUGACAGAUAUGGUAAUGAGGUAACAGGAUCCAGAACAACUGGUGCUGCUGAAUGUGCUAUUGAUUUAGAGACCUCAGGUGAUUUUGCCAGUGGUGAUUUCCAUGAAUGGACAGAUGAUGAAGAUGAUGAAGACGAUGUGAUGAAUGAUGAAGAUGAAAUUGAAGAUGAUGAUGAGGAUGAAGGGGAUGAUGAUGUGGAUGAUGAUGAUCAUGAUGGAUACAUUUGAUGAUUUUAGAGGUCAACAAAUUGUACCUUUCUAAAAAUCACAAGGUGACAUCUCAUAGAAAAUUCCUUUGCUCUGCAAGAUGAAAAGGAUUUAAAAAUAUGUAUAUUUUGUAUGAUUAUUUCAAAUAUUACAGCUGGAGUCAUAGACUUUGUUUAAAUAAGAAUCAUUAUAUUAUGUGCUUUUGAGGUUUUUUAUGCCUUUGAGCAGAAGAAAACACAUUGGAAGUCUAGACUGAAGAAAUAAUUGUGAUGUGCUACUAGAAAAUAAACAUGCAGAACAUCAUAAGGACAACCAAACUUUUAAAAACUUCCAUAAGGAAUAUUUACCAUUGUUUGGGACUUUGUGCUCUAAUGUAUGUUAAAGUUUCAUUAACUUUAGCAGUUACUUAGGCCAUGUGGUCUUUCAAAUUGAACAUGACCUGGACCAAUCAUUUACUGCAGUAGAAACUUCAAUGCACAAGUAGCAUCUCACCAACCUUUAAUUAACCAAAGGUGUGGAGAAAAUGUGACUGUAAGAGAAAAUAAUGUAAGUUCCUUCUUUCUGUUUGCAUUGUAGUUAUGUUUUUGAUCAGGAAAUGGCUAAGUUUAUGAAGGAAUGUCUUUUAAAAGCCGUAAACACAGGCAAGAAUUGAUUCUGCAAGUCUGAAGUUUUGUUGUCCUUUUUUUAAUUUUUCUUUUGACAUCGAACUCUAUAUAGACUUUACUGUUUACUCAAGCAGCAGCAUUAUUUCACCCUCUUUUGUUUGUCUCUUUCUUAACCAGAGUUGCAUAAAAUAUUUUAAAUAGGAAAACUUUUCAAAUACACUUGAUUUAUAUUACAUUGUACUUGAGAGUGACAGCACUUGACUCAAGAUAAUUUAAGUAACCCCUAACUAUAAUUUUAUUUUCCUAUUUCAGGAAAUAGUUUUUCAUCUUUUUCUUUAAUUCAUGUCUUUUUCUGUUGUUAGUGCAGAACUUUAGAGAAAGUAUUGUAAGGUGCCUUGCAAAAUAGAAAUAGAAAGGUUUUAGCAUGCAUACCGAUAUAGGACGUUAGGCAAUAGCUAAGCACACCCAGUUACCAAAAUAAUACCAGUAUAGGUAUUGCUGCUGGAAUGAAGAAAAUGGGUUAUUUUAUUUUUUUUCCUAUUGUUAUGUAAUUACCAUGUGGACUAGAUUAUGAUUAUUGUGUAGCGUAGCAUUUAAGAUUUGACUGUAGAGAAAAUUACUUUAAUCACUGUAUUUAUGUUAGCAUGUUAAUUAAUCGUGUAGACAUUUCAGAACUCCAUCACCUCCGUGCAUAUCGACCUAUGGCUUUCCACCCACAAUAAAAUUGAAACAACCUGUGUAACAUACUGCAGGUUGUAUAAUUUCAACAGUUGAUCACUGAUUUCCCUGAUUUUCAUCUGCAGUUAAUUGAAAGGAAAAUCAGUUUAUUAUUUGCAUUUGAUUUCUACAUAUUAAAUACUAAAUUUAAUGUUUAUCUUAUGUAAUAUUAAAAAGUAUAAUGCAUUUUCUUUUUUACUGUUUAUGUAUAGUUUGCAAAAUAAAGACUCUUGUAACCAA